GCCACGGCCGCUGCUGCCGGGGAGACAAUGACGAGGACCACGGAAACUACGAAUAAAUCUGAUUCAACUACUCCUGGAGCACCAAGUUCUUCCAAAACUACAUCGGUCAGGGAACUGAUUUCGAACAGCAGAAAAUAUUCCAUCGCUUCUAACGACGUUGAUGCUGGGCGAGGAGCAGGGACGAGCGGGACCACCGGAAAUCUCAGUGGAGAAGGUCGUGACAUGUCUGACGAGCUGAAGAAAAUGGAGAGGGCGCUGCAACAGGUACGGAGUGUGCUACUUCUAGAUCUUUUGUGACAAUAGCACGACGAUGAACAACUCCUGUGAUGUGAUUCUGAAUCUGAUCUUCCAACGCAGUUCUCUACAAUCAUGUUCGCGUUUCACGGCGCACAAAAAUAACUCGUCUUCGUUCAGGCUCGGCUGGACGCGUCGUUGCUGCGCCAGCAGCUCCUGCAGACGACAAAGAUGCUGACUGUGGGGAAGCGGGCACAGCAGGGAAAAAUGAGCUUGCUCCGCGAAGACCUGCUGGCGCUGCAAAAGCGCGUCUCGGAGGAGCGCACCGCCUUCGAGCUGGCCCAGGCAAAGGCGGACGCGCGCGUGGCAGAAAUACAGACGGUAAACCAGGGGUUGUGCGCGGUCGUGCAGCAAAAGGGUCAGGAUGUGGAAAACGUACGGAAGUGGGGCCGGAAAGUGUUGCAGCAGCGAACCGCUGUGGAGAGAUUCCUCGUCGAAGCCCUGCAGGAGGUGCGGCUUGCAAUUUUACCUUGUCAACAUGCGGCCCCAGAAGUAGACCCGGCAUUGAAGGAGCCGCGCGGGACAGCAACGAAGAUGACACGACCCGGAGCAACCAUUUCCACUGCGCGGGGAGCGAAUGGAGCUAGUACAGGAGAUCGACGUCGUCCCCAAGACCUUCUCAUGCUUCUCGAUGCAGCCGACGUGGUGCACAGUAGCGGUCAAAAUCAUAACAAACAAAGAGUACAGAAAGAGAUGGCCGAGGCCAUCGUGGACAAAAACUACAUCAAGCCCUAUCUUGGAGACAAAGGGACGAGUACAUCCUCAAAGCAGUCGUGGAGAGCGAUGCUCGAGCUCCCUCCGCGUACCAAGAAGAGGCAACGCAUUGAUACGCGCGGGAUGCGCUUUCCGAUAGAAGAAAUCAUGCCAAAUGAAAUGGUCGAAAGAGCACGGAGCGGGAGAAAUGAUGUUCCUGAGGAGAAGCCGCCGGCGCCAACCUUGCUGGAACUGGAAGACGGACAAGCAGCUGAUAGCGGGACGUAUGAUCUUGACUGCAUGAAGUCGCGAGUUGACGGUGCGGGGGAGGGAGAGGAUAGUGCGGAAGUAGAUGACGGGUACUGCAGCUCGCUGGCGGUUCUGUCUCCCACAAAUACAGCCGCCGAGGGGCUGCUUCACGCCCUGGAGAUUGGUUCCAGCCAUUCGAGUUGCUCCAGUCGUGAAGACGCCACGAGGACCCCGAGGUUUGUUCGGGAACAAAGCGGCGCCUCCGCUGAUGUAGUACCGAAGCAGGGCAGAGCUAUCGUGAAUAGCUCCACUAAGUCCCGGCUUGCGCAAGAGAUCGCUGGAGCAAUGACCAAGGCCAUGGCGCGCAUCGAACAGUCUGCUCAAACAGAAAAAAGAAGCAUACAGAGCGAGCACUGCUCGUCAGCUUCGGCAACAACGCCAAGAGCGCAGGCGGAAGAGCUGCUAGAUUGGUACUACUUGAGCACGACCUUUGGCCACGAUGAGUUUGUCUCUCGUAUAACGGAAGCCGUCGCUUUGGGCGCUUGUUCGAGCGCGGAACCAACAUCGAGUAACGAGGUGCCAGCAGCCAGCAUGGGAGGCCGUCGUGAACAGGAGGAGGACCAAGAGCUACUACCGAGCUUGCGCGACACUCCGUUCGACGAUCGCUGCGAGAACCAUCAGCGGCCGGCGAGUAGUUCUUCCAGUCGCAGCCUCGUGUCGAGACGCUCGUUCCAUUCAGUUCGGGGGAAUUUUCCGGUGGAUCAUUUCGAUCCACAUGAAGAUCCAGCGAGUCAUCAAGAAGGAGGCCAAAAGCUUCUACAGCAGCAUCCUACAACUACAAGGCAACCGAGUUGUGGAGCACCAGCAGGACAACGACCAGCGUCGUCGCCCAGCCGUAAGCGUCCGCACACUGCUGACAGCUGUUACCGGGAGCGCGCCGAGGGCAAACCUGAAGCGACGCUGAAACACAACAGCACAGAGGAGGGGGCGAAAGAUGGUUUCCGAGCAAGUAGGCACAAAAAUAACGCAGCCCUGUUCGCUAGUACAACAACUGUCAACUUUACCGCGCCGACACCACCACCCACCGGUCUGCCUCGUUGCUCUGUGCCAGCGCGGUUGCGACUCAACAAAGCCAUGGGGAGUUACGAUGCGUCGCGCGCCGAUGCAGCGACGAGAAUACGGAUCGGAGAUGAAGUAGACGUGAAGAAUCCCGCGAAAGCGAAUACUGGCAGUGGUGUAAAUAAUCAUAAUGAUUAUCAAGCAGGAAACAAUAACUCGAGUUCGCCACCAGCUAGUUCGAAGUCGCAAUGCAAGAAAGAAGAAGCCGCGCCGACUGCAAAUCUACAGCUAGUUCUCAGAGGCGAAGGGCAACAGGAGGGCGCGCAAACUCCAAGAAAGGUCGAGACAACACCGGGCAGUCCACCUAGAGCAGGUGCUGCCGCCGCGAUGCCGGGUUUCGGUUCAGUGAACCAAGUUGAUGUACAACAUCUUCGAAGGUCCGCGAGUUCUAGUUCUUCACAUAGUAGAGAUCUAGACGAAGACUCGACCACCUUGCUCCAGCAGAAUCAGCGGAGCCAUAGGGCAGCUCAAGAGCAGAUACCACAAGCAGAAUCUUCUGGUCCAGAGGACAGCGACGGGGCCUCGGCGUCCGCGGCCUGUGGAACUUUCGUGACAAGCCUUAUCGGCGAGGAGGAGAACGAGGUAUUGAAUGACAACCUUUCAAGCACGGCUGCUGAGAAAAGUAUCCGUGCUGAAAACAACGUUGCCACCAGCGAGGGUGUGAGUCGUUCUUCAGAUGACGGCUGCGGUCGUGGACAAAAAAGGGAGCAAAAGACGAUUGGAGAUGAAGAGCAGCGCUUUCUUUCAGAUCCAGGAUAUAAAACGCAGCUACAAGAAGCGACGUCGCAUCAUCGCCAUUUUCUUCGCGGUCGUGAGAAGGAGACAACUUGCACCGAAGAUGCAAAUGCCGCAUCCGAAAUGAACCAAGCUGCAGCUGCCGUCCAGAGCUGCUCUGCUUGGACGUGGACGCAGCGCGAGCACGCACUAAAGCUGGUGUUCAAUCGGAUAUUCGCGAAUUCGGCCUCCGCGAACCAAGCACUAAAUCAGCUAAAACUGCACUUGCUGACCAGCGGGCGUCGCCAAGGCGCCGGUGCAAUAAAACCUGGCGUACCGACCACUUCGGUCACGACCAAUGGCAAGAAGUACGACCGAGGCUCAGGUGGUGGUGCGAGGAACCCGCCCACAAAAAACGCGACUUUUGAGCAACAGAAGACCAAACAGGAGGCUGGUGCGCAACUGAUCACUCUUGCUGGUGGUGCGGCCCGUGCUUCUCAUCUUCCAGCGACGGAUUUGUUGAGCAAGAUUCUCGAUUCGCUAGACGAGGUCGAGCAGGUUUCCAGCCGUCAGAAAGCGUCAUCUUUGCAAGUAAAUUCUGCUGCUAAAUGUUCAAGCGGUGGAGAAGCUACAUAAACAAGUAAAUGAAUCCCAGUACAAUCGCCAUACACAGAUCAAUAGUGAAAGCGCUGCACGGCUUCUGUAAGAUAGUUUCUUUCGGCAAUUUUCACCAGUUCUCGCUCACACUAUGAACUAUGAAUAUCGGUAGUAAAUAGGCUAACAGGACGAGGACGUCGAGUAGAGCUUUUCGCUCGACACUACGGAGUUACGGAAUUAUGCUAAAAAAAGGAUGGUCCUAGGCGUACGCCUAGAAGUACAAUCAGGUUCAAGAUGCAUGAAAUCAGUAUGUCUGCAAAUACAUGUAUGAUUUCGCAAAUGAAAUAAUGUGAUCACGACCACGAACACGAUGGACGGGGACGCGUCCCUUCCUGGCUGCUUUCAUUUCAGAGUGACGAAUUCUUUGGAAUUCCAACAACCCAAGCUGUGGUAUGGAAUGGCGCAGCCGACACCCAGGUGAGAGCUCGUCGAUGUGGUCAAU
Molecule: messenger RNA, 4168 nt
Organism: Amoebophrya sp. A120
Lineage: Eukaryota; Dinophyceae; Syndiniales; Amoebophryaceae
Source: the annotation of a GenBank genome assembly